Fusarium redolens is the source of this 327-nucleotide messenger RNA. RefSeq lists its product as uncharacterized. The record is from RefSeq and is a predicted model, not a curated record. NCBI's taxonomy places the organism in Eukaryota, Fungi, Ascomycota, Sordariomycetes, Hypocreales, Nectriaceae. The coding region runs from base 1 to 327 and encodes 108 amino acids. The transcript has 2 exons.
AUGCAGUUCUCCAUCGUCGCUCUUCUCGUCGCCGCCACCGGUGCUCUUGCUUCUCCUAGCCGUGGUGGAGGCCAUGGUGGUGACCGUGGAAAUCGGGGCGGCGACCGCAACACGCAGACCGUCACCUGCACUGGUGGUUCUGCUUACUGCUGUUCCCCUGAGUACACUGACGGAGGCCUUUUCACCCACUACCAGUGCAACAAGAACAUCAACAGCUGCAACGUCCAGAGUACCAUUGUUUGCUGCGCCCAAAAUGUCCAAGGAAACAACAAUCACCAGUCGCAGAAAUGCUCUGCCUUCGGCAACCAGAAGGUUAUCUUUGACUAA